UUAAAUAUCGAUAUUUUAUAUGAGAAUCGAUACUAGAGCAGGAGACGUUGGGAUCGUGAAUAUCGAUACUUUAGUAUGGAUCCGCACAUCACUACUUGUACGGCACUCAGUGGAAUAGCUCUUUCCAGGCGACGCUUCAGUAUGAACAGACUCAGCGGCGCAGCUCUUUCCAGACGACACCACAGUAUGAACAGACUCAGCGGCGCAGGUGAUAUUCUCUUAGUCCGCCUGGCUAUGUCUUUCUGGGCAGUGUGUAUGGUCUUAAGUGAGUCACAGUCUUAUGCCAAAGCUCUGAACACAUGUUUUAAAUGCUUGGAGGAGGAUUUAUUUUGCCAAAAGAUGAACCGCAUUUUUAACAAGGAAAAUGAUGAAACCUUGUGGGAAGAAAGUGGAGCAAAGCAAGGCCUGCCUAAAUGUCCCCGCACCCCUCCUCCCAUGACUGGACAGUGUGUUCCCUGUUUAGAGGACCUCCAGGUCCUCAUUGUGUGUUCCAACGUGUCUGCAGAGAUCGAGCUGGACCUGGAGGCCUCUGAUGGGAAGAGUCUUUCCUACACUGCUGCCACGUGCCCUACACUGGAGACCGUUGGAGGAAGUUUGAGUCAAUCUGCCAGUCAUUCUGGACACCUGGAGCCAAACCUCUUGAUGAUCCUCAUGGCUGGCUGGAUCGUCAUACUAUGGGAAUGCAAAGGGGAAUCCCACCAUGUUUUUUUUUUUAGCUUGUGCAAUUCCACAUGGCCACACCCUAGCACCACAGACCCAACACCCUCUCCCGUAUUUGGAGAACAGACAACUGUACCGAUUUAAGGAGGACAUGGGGUCUUGGCCCACACCUCCAGAGUACCAGGCUCGAAAGACUUGUUGCUGUCCCUGUCCAAAGUCCAACUGGUUGUGUUGUAUAUCAAGACGAUACUUGACGAUUCCAGCUGCCACUCUGCCACCCCUUCCUCCCCUGGGUUGUCCCUGUCCAUCUGGUCAUCCUGCCUGAAUGUUUUCUAGACUCACACCACAUGCAUUUAUUAAUUACUGCAAUCUGUUCUCUUAAAAUGUUCACCCGGCCCAGCAAGAAGAGGACUG
Molecule: messenger RNA, 1074 nt
Organism: Esox lucius (northern pike)
Lineage: Eukaryota; Metazoa; Chordata; Actinopteri; Esociformes; Esocidae
Exons: 7
Coding region: 76-804 (242 amino acids)
Source: RefSeq, a predicted model, not a curated record